GGGCGCGGCAACGUCCCCCGGAAGUGGAGCCUGGGACUUCCACUCGUGCGUGAUCUGAGCGGAGCCGGAGACUAGACCGGAGGCCGAACUUGGGAUCUGACAAGAUGGCCGGGCUGCCCCGCAGGAUUAUCAAGGAAACCCAGCGUUUGCUGGCAGAACCAGUUCCUGGCAUUAAAGCAGAACCAGAUGAGAGCAACGCCCGUUAUUUUCAUGUGGUCAUUGCUGGCCCCCAGGAUUCCCCCUUUGAGGGAGGGACUUUUAAACUUGAACUAUUUCUUCCAGAAGAAUACCCGAUGGCAGCGCCUAAAGUACGUUUCAUGACCAAAAUUUAUCAUCCUAAUGUAGACAAGUUGGGAAGAAUAUGUUUAGAUAUUUUGAAAGAUAAGUGGUCCCCAGCACUGCAGAUCCGCACAGUUCUGCUAUCGAUCCAGGCUUUGUUAAGUGCUCCCAAUCCCGACGAUCCAUUAGCAAAUGAUGUAGCGGAGCAGUGGAAGACCAACGAAGCCCAAGCCAUAGAAACAGCUAGAGCAUGGACUAGGCUAUAUGCCAUGAAUAAUAUUUAAAUCAAUCUGAUCAUCAAGUGUGCAUCACUUCUCCUGUUCUGCCAAGACUUCUUCCUUUUUUGUUUGCAUUUAAUGGACACAGUCUUAGAAACAUUACAGAAUAAAAGCCCAACAUCUUCAGUCCUUUGGUGAUUAAAUGCACAUUAGCAAAUCUAUGUCUUGUCCUGAUUCACUGUUAUAAAGCAUGAGCAGAGGCUAGAAGUAUUAUCUGGAUUGUUGCGAAACGUUUAAAAGCAGUGGCCCCUCUCUGCUUUUACUCAUUUCCCCCAUCAUGAUUUAAGUAUAAAGCACUGUGAAUGAAGGUAGUUAUCAGGGUUAGCUGCAGGAGAAUGGGUGUUUUUCUUUAUUUUUUUUGAGGGGGGAAGUAGUUUUAAAUUUAUGGGCUCCUUUCCCCCUUUUUAUGGUGAUUUAAUUGCAUUGGUUAAAAGCAGCUAACCAGUUCUUUAGAAUAUGCUCUCUAGCCAAGUCUAACUUUAUUUAGACGCUGUAGAUGGACAAGCUUGAUUGUUUUGAACCAAAAUGGGAACAUUAAAUAUUACGGUCCUCACUAAUAACAUUGUGACUUUGCUGUCAAAUGUAGAAUCCUCCCUUCAAGAAAAAGCUUGUCACCAUUUUGUAUGGCUUGUCUGAAAACUUCUGUAAAUCCUAUGUUUUAGUAAAAUAUUUUUUGUUAUUCUACUUUGCCUUUGUACAGUUCAUUUUACUGUGUUUAUUUCAUUUUCCCAAUGUGACAAUCGUAUUUAAAAAUUAAAAUUGAAUGGAACAUUCUGUUUUGGUCUUCACCAUCUGACAAGUUGAAUGGCAGGAGGUGGAUUUUGCCAGUUUAUUCUCAUUGAUGCAAAUUUGUAUUAAGAUAUCACUGAAUGGAGUAUUUUUAAGCUGGCCCUGAGCAUGCUUAAAGCAUCCGUAUCUAACUUUUUUUUUUACCUCCUAGAAAUUUGAAAAAAAGUAUUUGUGUUGUCUGAUUAGCUAGAUGAUCACUGGUGUCUUGCCACAAUGUUUGAAAAUUACUGUACUUGAGAGUCCCAGCAAAGCAGCGGUGUGACUGGCUUUGUGUAGGACUUUCACAUGUUGUGCCACAUAUGUGACCGGCAUUUGAGUUAUGACCCUUUUCUUAGUUCUUGUCUGAAAACUUUGUGUGACCACUGAUGUGUGCUAUUAGGAAAUACCAAUCGGAUAAUGAUAUGGGGUUUGCUGAGCCACUUUUGAGUCUUCCUCAUAGACCCCAUGAACAAAUCUCAGACUACAGCUUGCGUGUCAUCAGAAAGUCGUCUUCAUUUGAGAGCUUCAAAUCCUCCAUGAUUUAUUCUUAUUUUCAUCCCUCUAGUAUUUGCUGUGGGAGCUCCUUUUAUUCUUUUAUUCUGAUAUUCAGUAACAUUUUUCUGUAAUGACAGAGUUCCUCCUUUGACAAAACUGUUCUUUCCCAUUCUCCAUAUCUAAUUCCUGAUUGUUGUUAUUUUUAAGUUCAUCAAUGUAGACAGUCCCAAGUAUGUAAAUAUUAAUCUAUGGGUUGGAACCCUUGUCUCUUGCAGUUUCAAGGUAACGGAUAUUGUAGCCCAUAUCUGAAUUUCCCCCACUCUUAAUCUCGUAACUUUUGGAGUUUCUUCAGAAUGUGGUGUAUUUUACUGUGCCUCCUAUAUGUAAGAUGAAGAAUUAUCUAUUAAAAUUACAUUUUCAACAUACAGAA
Molecule: messenger RNA, 2250 nt
Organism: Pteronotus mesoamericanus
Lineage: Eukaryota; Metazoa; Chordata; Mammalia; Chiroptera; Mormoopidae
Gene: UBE2N
Product: ubiquitin conjugating enzyme E2 N
Exons: 4
Coding region: 105-563 (152 amino acids)
Biological process (GO): DNA damage tolerance; protein K63-linked ubiquitination
Cellular component (GO): nucleus
Molecular function (GO): ubiquitin conjugating enzyme activity
Source: RefSeq, a predicted model, not a curated record